AUCGAUUGAAACACUUGCUGAAAAUGACAGGCCGCAGCAGCACCUCGCUGAGAAUAAUCCGAUUUCUGAAAGUGGUGGCGUUAAGUCUCUUACUCACGCUGCUUAUUUUGUUUCUCUUGGCUACAGCAAGGACUUUCACGUUAGAAGUAAAUUCAGGACUUCAGCUUGCACAGUGGGAGAAAACAACAUACAUAUCGGCUGAUAUAAGCACUGAACAGAGGGCGGGCCUGCUCGCAAAUUUCAAAGAUGCCAUUCGUAUUCCGACUGUGUCAUUCUCAGAGACUCACCAGAACACAAGUGCUCUGCAAGAGUUUGACCAUCUUCUAAAAAGAGUCUUCCCAACAAUCUUCUCAUCCAAUCUGGUUAUGCAUGAGGUGGUGGGGAAUUACAGCCACCUGUUCACCGUGUCAGGCACCGAUCCUGAGCUGGUGCCUUACAUGCUGCUGGCACAUAUUGACGUGGUGCCAGCCAAUGAGACUGACGGGUGGGAGGUGCCACCCUUCUCAGCCGAAGAGCUGAAUGGAUUUAUUUAUGGACGAGGAACCAUCGACAAUAAACAGUCUGUCAUGGGGAUCCUUCAGGCUCUGGAGUACUUGUUGGAGCGAGGAUAUGUUCCACGGCGAGGGUUCUACAUUGGCCUGGGUCACGAUGAAGAGAUAAGUGGCUAUGUUGGAGCUGCAAACAUAGUCAAAGUGCUACAGAGUCGUGGGGUGAAGCUACAGUUUCUUGUAGAUGAAGGCCUUGCUGUACUGGAUGGAAUUAUAAGUGGUCUGAAUGGACCAGCUGCGGUGAUAGGUAUCAGUGAGAAAGGGCAUGCCACAGUAAAGCUGAGUGUGAGUAUGAAGCCAGGCCAUUCGUCCAUGCCUCCCAAGCAGAGCAGCAUUGGCAUCCUGGCUGCUGCAGUCACAAGGUUGGAGGAAUACCCAAUGCCUAGACUGUUUGGCUCUGGUCCUGAGCAAAGCACUUUUGAACAUCUUGCACAUAAGUUCAGCCUGCCUCUCAGAUUCAUCAUGUCCAAUUUGUGGCUUUUCAACCCUUUGAUGAGCAGGGUAAUGGAAAGGAGGCCUGAUAUGAAUGCUUUUGUGCGGACUACCACAGCAGUCACUAUGUUCAACGCUGGUGUGAAGGUCAAUGUCCUUCCAUCACAUGCAGAGGCUGUUGUGAACCUGCGCAUCCACUCUGCCCAAACACUGCAAGAGGUACUGGAAUUGAUUGAAUCCACUAUAUCAGAUGAUCGUGUAAAAGUAAAGCUGAUGAAAGGCUUUGACCCCCUGCCCAUCAGUUCCUAUGACGAGCAGUCGUUUGGGUUUCAGAUUAUAAAGAAAACAGUGUUGGACAUGUUUCCUGAGGUCACUGUUGCUCCAGGUAUCUGUGUUGGCAACACUGAUAGCCGUCAUUAUACCCCGCUGACCAAGGACAUUUAUCGCUUCGCCCCAACCUGGUUCAAACCAGGUGACCCCCAGAGAUUCCAUGGCAUCAAUGAAAGGAUCUCUUCCAAGAAUUACGAGGAGAUUGUCCUUUUUUACUUUCGACUCAUCCAGAACUGUGACAACAAAAACCUACCACCAUCGCACACCAGCCAACAUGAACUCUGAUCUGUUCUGGUAAAGUGUGUUUCAGGCCUCUUAUGUAAUUAACAAUUAACAAUUAAAGGCAAAAAAGAUUGCCUAAUCAAAACAUCCAGAUAUUUUGAUGUAUGAGGCAAUUUGCGAUUUAAGAUUGAUUGCUCAGUUUAUUCCAGAUUGUCUGAAUUUUUGUGUGAAUGAAUUUGACUUUAGCACUUUAAUCAGUGGCAGCCAAUCUCAGGGAUCAUUUUAAAUGCAAUGUGAUAUACACAAAUGAAGGAAUGUUGUAUCCAAAUCAUAUGUUAACGUAACUGGAGUAGGGACUGAAUUUUAUGAUAUCAUACUAUAAUCAUAUAGUGGUAAUGAAAAUGGGAUGAAUUGGUAAUUGGCCAUUUAGUCUUCAGUCAAUAGGAACAAUUUUUAAAUGAGGGGAUGAGAUUUAGAUGAGAUGAUCAGUUUUAGUUGCUUUGGAAAUAACAAGAGCUCUGCUGCUUAAUAUUAUCAUGAUGCUUACAUACUGAUUCCAACUUAUGAUAUGUCAUUUCUUUAUUAUCCCUGUUUCAAAAUAAAUGUGAUUGAGGUUUUUAAGGGCAAAUAAUGACUUCAAACUUAGGAAUUAGAGAUGCACCUAUACCGAUAAUCGAUUAUUCAGAGUGAUAUUGGACGAUACCGAUAACCGAUAUCGAUAGUUCUGCCUUUUAUACCUUCUUUUAAAUUAAUAAUAAUUAAUUCCACAACUCUGAAAGAAAUACAAAUAAAAACUUUAUUCUCUCCAUUUCAACAAGUUGUUUCACAGUAGCUGGUCUCUCAAACAGAAAACACAUUACUCAAAUUAACGUUAACACAUGAACUAAAUUCUGAAGAUUAAAGUAAGAUUUCUUAACUUAUUGAAUAUUAUUAAUUCAUAUUAACAUUGACUGAAUUCUAAAAAACCUCCUGUUAGUCUCACAUUCACUCACCACAAGCAAAAGCAUUUCUACUAUAUCACUGAACAUCAAACUGGUAAUAUAUAAUAUCAACUUUUUUAUAUAUUAACAUUAACUGGAUAUGAAAUACACUACAAAUAUACUUGAAAUACACUACAAAUAUUACAGAGCUUACAAACUGCAGUUUUGUCAUCAUUCCACACAAGAGACAUCUUCUUUACACACAGCACGAAAUGAUGUGUUUUCCCGCCCUCUUUUGAUUGACAGGAUAUAAUCGGCCCUGAUCAUCGGAUGUUUUUAAACUAUCGGCCGAUGGUCCAUAGUGCGAAAAUAGCCUUUUGGUAUUGGUAUAUAAUUGGUAUUGGCUAAUACAUCUGUGCAUCUCUAAUAGGAACGUAUACUGUAAGUCCUGUGUUGCUAAAAUAACACUAAUACAGGAUGUUGUUAAAAGCUUACCAUGUAUGGUCAAAGGUUUGUGGACACCUGACAGUCAAACCCAUACAGUAUGUGCUGGUUGAACAUCCCAUUCCAGAUUUAGUCCCCCUUUGCGUUUAUACUUCCACUCUACUAGGAAAGCUUUCCAGUAGAUUUUGGAGCGUGACUGUAUGGAUUUUCCAAUUUAGCCGUAUGGGAAUUGGCGAGGUGAGG
This is a messenger RNA of Ictalurus punctatus (channel catfish), 3139 nucleotides long. RefSeq names its product N-fatty-acyl-amino acid synthase/hydrolase PM20D1.2. Lineage: Eukaryota; Metazoa; Chordata; Actinopteri; Siluriformes; Ictaluridae. The record is from RefSeq and is a predicted model, not a curated record. Gene Ontology annotation, biological process: amino acid metabolic process. The coding region runs from base 24 to 1595 and encodes 523 amino acids. Gene Ontology annotation, molecular function: metallocarboxypeptidase activity; hydrolase activity, acting on carbon-nitrogen (but not peptide) bonds, in linear amides. The transcript has 13 exons.